Molecule: messenger RNA, 2229 nt
Organism: Stylonychia lemnae
Lineage: Eukaryota; Ciliophora; Spirotrichea; Sporadotrichida; Oxytrichidae
Source: the annotation of a GenBank genome assembly
AUGCCUCAUAUUGAGAUGCUGCAUGACCUGGUCUAAUUUAGGAUAAUUCCUUUUAAAGAUCAAAAGACUGUUACACCUAAUCCAGACAGCAAUAAUAAAAUGAUUGAAAAGAAUAAAAGCAGAAAUGACCUUAAAAGUAAUCAGUUUUUGCCAAAAUCUAACAUUUGCAAAGCAUCCUUUGUGCUGCCUGAUAAGGACAAAGCAGAUAAAAAGUUUAAAGCCUAGCAACAAUAAAAUUUAGAAACAUCAGAAACUAUAUAAUAAAAUGACAGCUUUGUCAGUAAUCAGCAUAGAAAACAAAAAAGACAAGAGAAUAAAAAUUUGAAUAAAAUCCUUGGACUUUUAAACCUGCAAAAGAACCCUCCAACAAUUUAGUCAGAGAAAGUUAAAAUCAUUGAUGAUGCAGAUGAAGAAGAAGGAAAUAAUGGAUCAUUUUUCAUGACUGAAUAAAAUAAUGGUAACUCUUACAGAAAUAACUUGGACUAUCAAAUUCUAAGCAAAACAGCUGUAAAAGAUAGUCUAGGCUUAACUAUUAAAAAGCGAUAAGAUUAAAAGAUUAUUUCUUGGAAAGUAGACAAGACUCCAAACAAAAAGGGUUAUCUAGAUCAUCUGAUGGCUCAAAAGAAAUUUAUGGAAUAAGUAGGACCAGGCUCUUACAACCUAAAUUAGAGCACUUAGAUUCUUCCUAUACCUAAAAGCACUAAGCAAAUCAAUAAUUUUAGUUAGAAUAUGAGCAUGCUUGAUGAAUUAAUAUCCCUAAAAAAUGAUGCUAUUAAGCUUAAGGAUUAAUUCUAGUCACAGGCUGACUUCAAUUAUGGCGAUUAGUCUUAGAGGUCUAAGAGUAAUCUAAAUGUGAUUGGUGUGAGAUAAUAAUAUCUGGGCUAGGAAAUGGAAUACAGCUCUCCUAUUUAUAGUAGCUUUAAUAACUUAAAGACUCAUAACUAAUCGAGAAUAAGUGAAUAUACUAAGCAAAAGCCUUAGGCUGACAGACUUUCUUUUAUUGAUAAGAAUUCUAUCUAAAUGACUAAUCUUGGCCCAGGAUCUUAUCAAGUUACCUCAGACUUUGGAGUAGGCAUAUAAAGCAACAAUAAAUCCCCGAGAAAAAUGGUACAUCCAUCGAGACCCCACAGGACUCAAUCUAGUCCUACCAAUUAAUUAAUGUAAGCUGACAGAUUCAAGUAUUAAAAGAUUCAACUCGAAAAUUCAAGGAAUAUGCCAGGUCCAGGAUAGUACUCCUAUCAAUAGAAUCAGUCAUCUCAAAUAGUAAUACAAGGCACUAUUGAAAAUAGCAAUUAGAAUUAAACUUUUGAUAAUCAUAAACUUGGAAAUCCUAAUUAUCCUUCAUUUGGUACUCGCUAAGCUAGAGAAUUGCAAUUAGUCAAGAAGGGGAUUUAGGAGGUCCCAGGUCCUGGCUAGUACUAGAUGUAUUUUAAUGUGGAUGACUUGCUUUAAAAAUGUGAUGAUAAGGAGUUGGUGGGUGCUAUAAUGUAAAAUAUGUAAGAGAGAAGGCCAAAUAAAGUUUUUUCUACUAAGGAACCAAGAAUAGCUGUGUUUCAGGAGAACAAGAUAAUGAAAGUAGAGGGUCUUGAAAAGUAUUACAGCUAGGAAUAAAAUACCUUUACUGAAUAGCAGUUAAAGCUCUAACAAAAGAAGUUGGAAAAACUAGUAUAUCAAUUGAAAAAGGAAUAUCCUAAUUAAAGAAAUGCUGCAGUAAUAUAAGGAAAGUAAGCCCAGCAAUAAAAAGAUAUCAAAGACUAUAGUAGCUCUAUGUCUCAGCUAGAGUCUAGCUUUAUUAAAGGAUAGAAGUCUCAUAAUACAGAGAGUGUUUAAUCAUUCUCAAAAAAUAACACAACUAAUAAUUUGUAGAGUUCAACAAAUAAGACACCCUAUAAGCAUAGACCUUAACCCAGUGCUGUGUUCUAAUCUUCUACUAAGAGAGGACUAGAUCCCGUUUAGAACAUCACUAGCAAUACUAUAACUAAUAAUGAAAGAUUUACUGUCCAUCAUGCAGACUUUGUUGAAAGAGAUUCAAACACAUUCAUGACAAAUUAUGGGACAGAUAGUGCAUCUUCUGCCUGGGAUAAAAAGAGUUUUAACUUAAAAUACAACAAAUAAGCCAGAUAAAAUCUUGGCUUUGACAGGAGGAAUAGGUCUGUUUUGGACAAUAUAAAGCCAAAAUAAAACACUUCUACUCAAUAUGAUGCUAUGAAUAUGUCGGCUAUGUAAUGA